Durusdinium trenchii is the source of this 3684-nucleotide messenger RNA. NCBI's taxonomy places the organism in Eukaryota, Dinophyceae, Suessiales, Symbiodiniaceae. The record is from the annotation of a GenBank genome assembly.
AUGACGAAUCCACAGCAUCAGUGCCAUGGGGUCCUUGCGCAAGCCAUUUGUGACGCUGACCCGGCUGCGCAAAUUUCGCCAGAACUAGUCCAUCAUUUGGCGACCAGAUUAGAACCGCUCUUCAACCAAAGGGUUGCUGUUUUCGGCCGGGAAAGCAAAGCUCAAGAAUUGGUGCCGCAGCUUGUUGCUUGCCCUGGGCGCGGAGGACGACUUGCUGAAUGUCGGAGCUCCGCUGCUGCAGCUAUCGUCGUAGAUCUGUCGGGUUUGGUCCAGAAACAACACAUUCCACUGAGAUGUCGGCGAUCCUCCUGUCCAGACUUUGGUGUGCUGCUGUGGUACAACUAUACCGUGCGGAGUGGGUGCCAUCAUUUUGCAGGAGAGCUACCUGAGUUGAACUGCUUCAUGUUGUCCGCCACCUUCGGCUUCAGUGUCCCCUGGUUGCAACAGUUUCACGUACGCAUGGUGAGGCAACAUGCGUCUUUCACAAGUGAAGCAGAUGUGCUCGGCGCGCAGGCAGCUUACAAUUCCCAGCUCCAUCUCUUACCAACAGCUCGAUUGCGGCUUCUCAUUAGCCAGGGGUGGUUUGCUUGGCGUCUCCUCACCCGGGUGCACCAAAGCAAUUUGGACCUAGCAUCUUUUGAUUUCUUGCGGCCCAUGGAGGACAUGAUUGGCUUAUUCUUGCCGCAGUUGCAAAGAGAAUUUGGCAGGACUACCUUGGAGGAAGCCCAAAAAGCCACGAUGCGCUGUGACGUUGUUGUGCUCGAUGGCAAUGCAAAAAAUCGUCGAGCUGUUUGCGGAGCCUCAUUGGCCGGAGGAACUUUUUCCAAGGAAUUGCGCCGGGUGGUCCGCCACAACUGUGCCAAUACUCCCGCUUUUCGGAGAUGCUUCUGUCCCGCCCAUUGCAGUCAAGAUGAUCAAUUCCAGGAAGUGACCAUUCUUCAGCACAAGCUCAUCAAUGACGGACAGUGCUUGAUGGUCUUGCUGAAAGAGACUGUGGAGCCUCAAAGAGAAGCUUGGGUAUCCGAUUCUGCAGUUCCAGCGUCUGUCCUGUCCAACUAUUUGCAGCAAGUGGGCGAGGCGAAGUUGAAACCCAGCAAACGCCCACGGCGAGAAGAGGAGGCAGACGGCAGAGGCGGCUCUUCCUCAUCGCUUGGACCUUCGAUGCUUGCGAGUUUAACGUUGCAAGAGAUUGGGCGCUCGUCCGACCCAACAGAUUUGCAGUGCGUGACUUGCUGCACACACAAGGAAGGCAGCGCUGCUCAAAGGCAGCUUGCCAAAUCUGCUGGAAUGUUGUGCGCGUGUUUGUCUGAGGGUUUGAUUUUGCACAUGCAAGAAAUCUACGGCUGUGAGUCGUUGAGCCAGAGAUACCUAUGUCUGGCGUCUGUGAAAGCCCUCUUGCCGUCCCUUCGCGUGGUGGUCCACGAUGAUGCUUGCCAUUUGCACAAGUACGAUUCAGAAGCUGCUGCCCAGAUAGCCCCGCCAGAGAUGAAGUACGUGUGCGACAAGUUCCACAUGGCUGGCCAUACCGAUGCUUGGUGUAAAGAGACGUUUCUGGGGCCCUUGUCUGGAGCCCACGAAGACAGACAGUACAUCCCUGCCAUGAAUUUGAUGUGGGAUGAAGUGGACAAGUGCUUCGACCCAAGCUACAUCCUUGGAGAAGCUGGGCACCGCUUCUGCCAAACAUACGCUGUUAGGGCAGCCCAUGCAGAAUUUCCUUACGCCCUCCGCUGCUUGUCGCUGAUGUGUGCUCUUGUGAACGGUGCCAAAGUGGCUGUCUUUGCUACCUCGCCAUCGCCUUUGACGUUGGUUGCUAUUAAUGUCAACUACGCCCAGACGAGAAAAUCAUCCUUGACAGGACAUGCAGAGGCUUGUGGGCAGGAGUUGGACGCAGUCAUCUUGACGAACGCAGAGUCCAAGCUGGCGACAUAUUGUGUGGAAGAAGGCGCUCCUGCGCCAGUGCAGCACAGGUUGAAGCCGAAGCUAUUCUCCGCAAUGGUUGCCAGCGCAACACCUGAGGAGUGGUUCCAUCGAUGCUCGGGCGAUUGGAACCAGGUCCGAAAUGCUGACAAGUUGCCCGGAGACUGGACUGGCCGAUGCUGGUUUGGCUUGCUGGGGAAUUUUGAUGAGGCCUACGACUUCCUGCUCAGCUUGGGUCUCUUGUCCGAUGGGCCUGCAUCCAAGGAGAAAGCCAAGGCAAGGGUGAACCCGUACCAGAGUGCCUUCAACAAGCUCUUGCAGUUUGGAACCAGCGCUCGCGCCACGAAAACAAAUGGGAGCUAUGGAGAGAAGCUUGCUAGAACCGUUAGCAUGGGGAUCACUUGCAAUAUGCACCCUGCGCAAUACAUCCCUAUGGAAAGAGGAGUUUCCCGGCACCGAUGGGUUCCUCUCACAGCCGAAAUUGCGGAACUGCUGGGCAUAGCCAAAGAGGCUGCUUCGCCAGAUGCCGCUGCUCAGGAGUGGAAAGACGUUGGCCUUGAAGAUGAAAAAGCAGUGCAGCUCACCCAGCGAAUGCAGCGGGCGACUAUGCUCUUGGAUGGCAAGAUGAGCCGCCUACGGUUCAAACGUUCUCCUGCGUCGACGUCUGGGUUUGAAGCUCAGUGGCGCGUUGCCAACAGAAGCUUUGCCAUUCCAGCAGAGUGCUCCCUGACGGCCGCUGUCUCCCGAGUCACUGCCUACUUCGACCAACCUCACCAAGUCAUUGCCCUCACUCCGGAGGCGGAGUCUUGGCACAUGUCCUACCAAGGUGGAAUGAAUGCGCAAGCCCAUCUGUCUCGCGAAUCAGGGGAUGUUCAGGGUGGCGCUCGCUUUGGAGCCGCUCCGUGGCAAGUGGGAGUUUUGGCGGCUUUGCUCCUGGUGUUUGAAAUCUUUGUGGGUGCGCACAGUGUUGAAGCUCUUGGACGGAGGGAUUUGCAGGUCCAGAAGCUGAAGCAUAUUGCUUUGGGAGAUGCAGCCGCUAGCCCAGACCAUUUUCCCCAGCAGCCAAGUCCGCAACCUGCUUUCGAUUUGGCAACUUUGCGUGUUCCUUAUCAGACGGAAGAUUUUGCUUCGACCCAGCAUGGUCCCGGACUUCGACUUCCCCAAGCUGGCGAGGAAGAAGAAUUUGAACUUGAACCUGAAGAAGAAGAUGCGGAACCUGGGCCCAACUCGCUUGAAAGGCCUCCAGACAGCGUGGCCGAAGUCGUGGAGGACCUACCGCCCCAAGAUCCACCCGCAGGCGAAAAGCCGCUGGUUCUUGAUGAAGUGCGGGCAAGUGAUUUUGGUUUUGGCGAGAAUGGCGUCACAGUCCAGCCUGACGGUCUCUUCAGCCGUCACUGGACAGACCGGGCAAUCCUGAAGCACACCUUGCUGACCGGCAAGCCAAAGAUGACUCGCAAAGAAGCGUGUGACAAAAUGCGCACCAGCAGGGAGCAGGGCCGCCGCAAAGCGCUUCCGAAAGAGAAAUGGACAGCGGUCAUGGCGGCAGCCGCAGAGCAGCAUUCCAGCAUCCUUCAGCUCCAGGGUGAGACUUUGUGUUUGAAAGUGAUCCCAGACACAGCGCAGGGCAAGGUGAAGUACCACAAUGAAUUGAUGAGGGCUUGUGGGCUGACUUUGCGGGAGCUGGUGGCCGCCAUGGAGAAAGCAUCCAGCAACCAGGAAAGGAAGCGCCAGGAAGAUCGGCGCAAACGGCCCAGAGAUGAGGAGUGA